Leptopilina heterotoma is the source of this 3993-nucleotide messenger RNA. RefSeq names its product broad-complex core protein isoforms 1/2/3/4/5-like. The record is from RefSeq and is a predicted model, not a curated record. The coding region runs from base 705 to 2015 and encodes 436 amino acids. The transcript is spliced from 6 exons. Gene Ontology annotation, molecular function: protein binding; DNA binding. Gene Ontology annotation, cellular component: nucleus. Gene Ontology annotation, biological process: regulation of transcription by RNA polymerase II. NCBI's taxonomy places the organism in Eukaryota, Metazoa, Arthropoda, Insecta, Hymenoptera, Figitidae.
UUCCCGACAUUUAAACGCACACGAUUUCCAAAGAAUGUCCGGUCAAAUUUACCCUAAACUCCUUAUUUAUUAAAAUAGAAAUCCAUCCCUAAGUUCCUGGUGUUCAGUUUUAUUGAAAAUAGAUCAAUUACUUUCGGUAUUAUUCUAAAAAAACGGUUUUUUCUCUCGUCUUUUUUUUAUUUGAUUUCCCCUUCCACCAGCACACAGUGUUCACUUGUGUUUGUAAAGUGGCUUCCUUCACGCAUCUUGUGGUGCGUUUUCCCCGAAAAAGAAAAUGGCUCCCAGCUGUCAUUUAGUGCUUAAGUGGAACUUAUAAAAAGCCAGUUUUUAUGAAAUAAACGCACAUUACUUGAUUCAAGUAACUCAGUGCAAUUAAGUAACAUGACAGUGAUUGUAAAAAACAACUUUCUCGGAAGAAAUAAUUGAAUUUCAAAUACAAAAGAGUGUGCCAUGAUUAAAUGAAUUCAAUUCUAUGUUUACAAUUAUUCUUCAUGUAAUGUGUAAAAAGUGCUUUUCAAGACGUGUAAAGUAUUUUUUGUUAAAUUUGCAUUUUUCAACAAAUACGUAAAUUCGUCUUGAUCAAUAAUAGUUGUAUUCGACGACGUGAGGCACCCCUCUUUUUCUCUCCUAGUCCUUCCCCUCUUUUAUAUAUCAUCAACGCAAGUCAGUCUUCUGGUGAAAAUUUCUCCAAAUAUAAAACAGUCAUGGGUUCCAGUCAGCAAUUUUCCUUGAGGUGGAACAACUACUUGAAGCACAUUACUUGUGCUUUCGACACUUUGAGAACCGACGAAGACCUCGUCGAUGUAACACUCAGCUGUGAAGGAAAGAGAAUCAGAGCCCACAAAAUGCUUCUUUCCGCUUGCAGUACAUAUUUUAGGGACUUAUUUAAGGAAAAUCCAUGUCAACACCCAGUCGUUAUAUUCCGAAAUGUUAAGUUUGAUGACCUAGCGGCAUUAGUUGACUUCAUGUACCAAGGUGAGGUCAAUGUGGUUCAGGAACAGUUGGCCAGUUUUUUGACGACAGCUGAACUUUUGGCAGUUCAAGGUCUUACAGAUGGCAGCGGGAAAGAUAACGACAGUUUAGUCGAGGACGACAUAGAAAUUCCCAACGAGCCAGAAGUACAACUACAAAAUGCUUCGGGUAGGAUAACGACAAAUAACAAAGGAAGCAAAUCGCCAACGUCACCAGUGGAACUCCAAUCGGAGCCACCGCCAACGAAGAAGAGAAAAUGUCGUGAAAAUUCAAAUGCAAAUGCUGAGAAAGGAGGAUCGAAUGCGAAGAAUUCGGAGAAGGCCGACAGUCAAAAAGGUGGCUCGGAACCUGUCGAAAUAAUACCCCUCAUGCCAAAUCUUAAACUCGAGAUGCCAGAAUAUUUAGAGCAGGAUGGCAGUAGUUGUAGUUACGACGAUCAGAGUGCCGGUGAUUCGAAUAAAUUGGGUAUCGAUGAUAAUCCAUCCGAUAAUCCAGAUCACGAUCAGAAGCCGGACAUUAGUCAAACAUUUUAUUCAAAUCAGUCCACGUCUGACAGUCUCGACGGCAAACAGGCGGAUUUAGGACAUUUGCUUUCAAAGCCAAGCACGUCAGGAGAGAGAUUAGCACAAGAAUCAGCACAAGAUUGUCGUACAGUGACCAUCGAACAACCAUCGCACUCAUGCAAACUCUGCGGUAAAUCAUUUUGGAAUCGAGACUCAAUGUACAAGCAUAUGAAUAUGCAUAAGGGCACAACACAGUGUCCUGUUUGCCACAAAGUUUUGAGCCGCACAACACACAUGAAGCGACAUUUAAAAAAUCGACACGGCUGGUUGGGAUUCGGAUCAUUGGCUGAUGCGGCACGAAUCUCAAAUCCCCUCUCGAUUUCCACGCGAAUUGGACAUCAAAACCAAAAUACAAAUGCCAAUGCAAAUACCAAUGCAAAUGCAACAACAAGUAAUAUUGAAACGAGUUCUUCAACGUUCACGACAAUUCGAAUUCGUGAGAGCAGCGUCGAAAGAAUCACUUCUAGUCCUAUUCCUUAGUGUGAGAAAAAAAAAGAAGAGAAACCAAAAAAAAAUGAAAUCCUUAUUAAUGGAUUAUUAUUUUAUUGACGCCUGUCUUAAAUUUCACUAACUAGUCAUUUCUAUAUAUACACUAUUAUAAGUGUGAUUUUUUUUUUAUUCACACUCUAACACAAGCACCAAUAUUCUACCUCCAGGAUCUUAUUACAAAAACAAAUCCAUUUUCUAUUCCUCCUGUAAAACCUUUUCUUUUCGUCCCUCGUUAAACAUUUUCUUCUUCUCAAUAAUGCUGUUAUUUUCCGAAUGUUUGCAAGUUCUCGAAAUGAUGGAAAUCAAACGAAAAAGUUCCGCAGAAGUGUCAGGCCGAUAGAAAGAGUCAGAGUGAACCUAACGUCCCCCCGAGGCGCGCAUGCGUCGAGAAACAAGAGGGGACGUUAAACUACUGAUUCUUCCUAUCGACCUGAUGCCGUUUCGGAAAUAGAAUCAGAAACAGAAAUAAAAAAAAAGUAAAAGAAUUAAAAACAGGAAAGAAAGUGUCAGCAUUGUUGAAGAGAAAUGUUUCCUUUUUUUUUUACUGAAAAUUCGUUUUCUCUUUUUUUAAAUAUGUAAACCAAAGAUAACUGGAAAAUCACUUUAUCUAGUCAAAUGAUUUCAGUACUUAAUAGACUAAGGAGGAAUGUGCAUUUUUUGUAAUUCGAGUCAAAUAAGAAAGAUUAAUCUUAAAUCGUGCAUGGUAGAUAAUCCAAUUAAGAUAUCUAUUGGUUUAGACUAUUAAUUGACUAGUCUAAUGAUGAAACUAGGUUUUUUUUUAAAAAUCUACGUUACUAUUUUUCGGAGUCGAUUUCAAGGUCGACUUGAUUUUUCUCUUGUUAGUGCGUACAGUCUCGUAAUUGCAAGAUAAAAAAAAACUGCUAUUUUGUCACUGCAACUUUGUGCCAUCGACUUUUUUCACUUUUUUAUAGAAUUUUAUCCCUCGUUUUUCCCUUUUUAAACGAAAUAAAGUGGUGAUUUAAUUUCUCCACCUGAGAACGCCAAGGUCGCCACCAGAUGGCAGAGGAAAUUCCAAGAAAACACUCAAGUGCCAUCUAGCGGUGACCUUGACGUUCUCAGGUGGAGAAAUUGAGCCUCUUAUCCCUCAACUAUAGUUUAAUAAUUAAAAUUAUUAACAAUAAAUAAUGAUAAAAACUAAAAUUAAAAGAAGAAUGAUAAAAAUAGAAAUUAAAAGAAUAAUAACGAAAAUUAAAAAAAUAGAAACAAAAAUUAAAAAUAUAAAAACAAAAAAUAAAAAAGCAAUAAAAACAAAAAUUAAAAAGAUUAUUAAUUUGUAAAAAUUUUUAUAUUUUACAUAGUAGAAUAUUUUCACGUUUCUUGUCAUUACGAUUCUCGACUGCAUAACAAAUGGAAAAUAGAAAAUCCAAAGAAAUUGAGAUUAAUUCUCAAAAAAAAAAAUAACAUUUAAAGCAAAAUUCCUAUUAUCGGCAUUAUGAUAAUGUCGCAUCCAAAGAAUACAGAAAAAAAAAUUUUUAUUCUAUUAACUUUUUAAGAUAGGCAAAAAUGAUUAUAUAUAAAAAAACAUUUAUAAAAACUUGUUAUAAUGCAAUAAUAUAUUGAUUUCCAAAAUGAAAUCAAAAUGAAAAAACUUCGCCCAAAUAAUUUCGAUUGUAGACAAAAAAAAAAAUUUUCUUCGUUUUUUUUAUUUUUAUUUUGUAUAAGAUAUUAGAAUUUUAGGGGAAAAAAAUUUUUUAAGUACUUUUUCUUGUUUAUAGCCUGAAAGAAGAGAAUUUAAGAAAAAUUUACGAACUUAAAAAGAAAAUUACGAACUUAAAAUUAAAUUUAUGAACUUAAAACCAAAUUUACGAAUUUAAAACCAAAUCAUUACGAAUUUAAAAUCAAAUUAUUACGAACUUAAAACCAAAUUAUUACGAACUUAAGAAAACCAAAUUUUACGAACUUAAAAACCAAAUUAUUACGAACUUAAAACCAAAUUAUUACGAACUUU